AUGAAACAUCUGGUGAGUAGACGAAUGGCAGGAAAAUUGGCAAUUGUUGGUGGAGCAACAUUGUUGGUUGUUAACAACGAAGUGUUUGGUGCAAAUAAGUAUGCAAGACAAGUUAUUAAUAAUCUGAGAAAUUCAUUGCCAGAAACAGCUGAAGCUUUUGAUAAGAUACCUUCGACAAGUGAAAUAAAUAAUUGUGCUAUUGAUACAUGGAAUUCUGGUGUUCAUAAAACAUUUCAUUGGUUAGCCGAUGCACCGUCGACAACUAAAAAUGGAUUGAUCACAGUAUACAAUAAAGUCAAAGAUCUGUUUUAG
Didymodactylos carnosus is the source of this 312-nucleotide messenger RNA. Lineage: Eukaryota; Metazoa; Rotifera; Eurotatoria; Philodinida; Philodinidae. The record is from the annotation of a GenBank genome assembly.